Molecule: messenger RNA, 1856 nt
Organism: Brassica rapa (field mustard)
Lineage: Eukaryota; Viridiplantae; Streptophyta; Magnoliopsida; Brassicales; Brassicaceae
Product: protein POOR HOMOLOGOUS SYNAPSIS 1
Source: RefSeq, a predicted model, not a curated record
UGAUUUCUUAAUCGGUCCAAAUGGCCCAAGAAAGAUCUGAUGUGGGCUGGAUCCAAAAAAAUAACAUAAUAUAGAUGUGUUAUUAAUAUUAUUUGAUUGCCUUUAAUAAAAUAUACAAUGUUAGCAAAGAAAGAGACAUGUUAAUGUAAAAAGAACAAUAAGAUCCUGAUUUAAUAGUAUAGAUUUUGGAAAAAAUUGAAAAAAGAUAUUUAAAAUAUUAUUAAUUCGUUCCAAAAUAAAAUAUCAUAUAGAUGUAUAAAAUUGAAUAUAAACACAAAUCAAAAACAAAUUCAUGUAUAAAAUUGUAUAUAAACUCAAAUAAGAAACAAAUUGAAAUAAGCAUUGGGCUUUUUGGGGCUUAAUUUUAAUAACCUGAGCCCAUAGACUGCUGGAAAUAUAUUAUUCGUACAUUACGUUUUUCAAAUUCCAACUCAUUAGAGAAGCAAAAAAAAAAAAGGUGAAAAAAAGAAAAUUUCAAAUCGGAGGAAAUAUCGGAAGGAAGAUGGCGGGAUCCCUAACUGCAUCAGUCCACCGCGGAAACGCGGAGGCGUCAGAAACUUCCCGAUGGCUAAUCAGCUUCGCUCGGUUCAUUCCGUUUCCCUCUUCUCCAUCUCCGUAUCCAGGACUCGUUCCUCUCGGGAAGAGAGAGCGGAGCUCGUCCCCCAUAGGGACGUGGCUGUCGACGUCCUUCUCGAAGGUGUAUCUCACUCUGGUGGACGAAGUAAACGGAUCCGAUGCGAUUCUCUCCGUCGAACUCGCCAGCAAAAUCCUCGAAGAACACUACAUUUCGAAGCUGAACUUCUCGUGGCCUCACAUGACGUGCGUUUCUGGGUUCCCAUCUCGUGGCAGCCGAGCGAUUCUCGUUAGCUACAUGGAUUCUGAAAACGAGAUCCAAAAGUUCGCUUUAAGAUUCUCCACAUGUGAUGCAGCUGUGACCUUUGUAGCAGCGCUUAAGGAGAAACUCAAGGGCUUUGAGGAAGCUGGGAUCCAGGAACCUGAGCGCGAUACUAGUUUCCAGUCAGAUUACAACCCUGGAAACGAGAUUAUCCCCAGUUAUGUUCCUGAAAUGCUACCAAGGCUCGAGUGUCAACAAUCCUUAUACCCACGAGAAUCCGCCAUUGUGGGGGAGCCAAACAUGGUUAAACAUCUUGGUAGCUAUGUUCCUGAAAUGCAACCAAGGCUUGAGUAUCAAUCUGGUCAAACCUUGUACCCACCACAGUGCGCCACUGUAGAACAGCCAACCAUGGUUAAGCAUCUUGGUAGCUAUGUUCCUGAAAUGCAACCAAGGCUUGAGUAUCAAACUUGUCACACCUUCUAUGCACCACAAAUCGCCACUGUGGAGGAGCCAAACAUGGUUAAACAUAUUGGUAGCUAUGUCCCUGAAAUGCAAACAAGGCUCGAGUAUCAAGCUGGACAAACCUUAUACCCACCACAAUCCACCCUUAGUCAAAUCCCUAUCGAUCCUUUCAUUAACCUCCCUCCGAGUUUCACCACCUUACUCUCUGGCUGCUUCCCCAACUCCUCUCUAGAUGCAGGCCAAACAACUGUAAAGCAGGAUCCUGAUCUCAAGUCACAGAUACUGAAGCACAUGGAAGAUUCUUCAUUUCAAGAUAUGCUGCAGAAAGUUGAGAGAAUUAUGGAAGAAAUAGGAGGUAACUGGAUUCUCUGAGUUUCAUCUCAUCUCAUAUAUACACCAUCUCAAUAUACUAUUCCAAAUCCAGUACUUUGUUUCAUGCAACAUAUAUGGUUUAAUCUUACACACAUUUUAAACAUUGUUGAUUUUCUUUCUACUUGUGAAUGAGAACACUAUGACAUUUCUGAAUAUCAAAUGCACACCCCUAAAAUUUUUCUUACUU